AAGAUUUAUUUUGAGUGAUUAAAGUAUGGAAGGAAGUAGUAAUUCUAGGAAAAAGAAAGGAGGACUUAAAGAUGACUUCAUUGAUUUGGUCUUCUCAUGGUCUGUUCAAGAUAUUCUUGAUGAUACUCUAUAUCAAAACCAGGUGGAGAAGAUUCCAAAAUCAUUUGAAUCAGUCGGUCAUUACUUGGGAUCGUUUCACUACUCGUUACUGGAAGAAAUACGGGCUGAUAUUAGUGCUUCUUUGGAAGUCAUAGACAAAGCACCUUUUGGUGAAUUGAUCUCCUUUGAUGAGAAACCACUUGGAUCACUAUUUUUUAAAGUUCAGGUUGACUAUUGGAGGAAACUGUCUGGUGACGGAAAGGAGCCUUAUCGAACGUUGCCUGGAGAUAUUGUCAUUAUCUCAGGUGACAAACUGGAAACUGCUUCUGACCUGCUACGGCUUGGAUGGAACUGGACAUUUGCAUUUGUAACGAGAGUCAGUGACGGUGAGAGUGAUGAUUCAAAUGCAUCCACUAGUUUUACAGUCAAAGUUGCUAGAGAUAUUGUGAUUUCUGAGAGAAAGCAAAAAUCGUUGUAUAUAGUGUAUUUGGUAAAUGUGCUACCAAGUAAGAGAGUAUGGAGUGCACUGAGGAUGAGAAAGAAUUUGAACCUUAUUGAGAAAGUUCUGUGCAGUGAGAAUGAGAAACAGGAUGAGGAUAAAUGUGACGUUUGUUCUGCAUCUAAUAAUGAUGGACUAUCUGGAGAAGUUGUUAAUAAUCUGCUGUCUAAGUUGAAUGAUUCGCAGGCUGAGGCGAUCUUGACCUCUCUUGAUUCGUUGAAGUGUUGUCACAAGCCUUCAGUUGAACUCAUAUGGGGACCACCUGGUACAGGCAAGACCAAGACUAUGAGUGUCAUGCUCUUCAUACUAUUGAAAAUGAAGUAUAGAACUCUUACUUGUGCCCCAACAAAUGUAGCAAUAACACAAGUGGCUUCGCGGUUAGUUAAACUGAUCAGUGAGUCAUUUAAUAAUCCUUCUGCAGAAAUGGAUAUUUGUCCUCUGGGUGACAUUCUCUUGUUUGGGAAUAAGUACCGUCUGAAAGUUGGUCAAGAUAUUGAGGAGAUAUACCUUGAUUAUCGUGUUGAUAGGCUGGUGGAGUGCCUCGUACCCGUGACUGGUUGGAAACACUGUAUAAGUUCCAUGAGCGGGUUUCUGGAAGAUUGUAUUUCUCAGUAUAACAUAUAUGUUGACAAUGAGUUGAUCAAACUGAAGGAGCUUUCUGAUCAAGAGGAAGCUCAGAAGGAAGAAGAAAAAAUCAGCUCAUUGAUUGAUUUUGUCAAAUCCCGGUUCAAAUCUACAGCUUCAUCUUUGAGAAGAUGCUUGCUUACAUUCUGUACUCAUCUACCAUUAAGUUUUAUUCGGGAGGAGAAUUUUGAAAAAAUGGUACGCUUUAUCUCCCUACUUGAUUGUUUGGAGGGAAUGUUAUUUCAAGACAAUCUUGGCUCUAAAGAUCUUGAGCAACUCUUCUCUUGUCAACAACCAAUUGAAGUCUCUUCCGACUCAUUUUUGGAUGAGUGGUCCUUACCUUGUUUAAGAAGCCAGUGCCUAUUUCUUCUGAAAGAUGUUUGCCAAUCUCUCGGAGAACUGAGUCUUCCUCGUGCAAUGAGCAAGGAGUCGAUUAGGGAAUUCUGUAUACAAAAGGCUUCCUUGGUUUUCUGUACGGCUUCAAGUUCGUAUAAGCUUCAUCCACUGGAUAUAAAGCCAUUUGACUUAUUAAUUGUUGAUGAAGCUGCCCAGUUGAAGGAGUGUGAAUCUGUCAUACCCUUUCAACUACCAUGUCUGAGGCAUACUGUGUUGAUGGGCGAUGAGUGUCAACUGCCCGCAGCAGUCAUGAGUCGAGUUUCUGAAGAAGCUGACUUUGGAAGGAGCCUUUUUGAAAGACUCAGUUCUCUGGGUCAUUCUAGACAUUUGCUUAACAUACAGUACCGAAUGCAUCCAUCAAUUAGCCAAUUUCCAAAUUCAAGUUUCUAUCGUAAGCAAAUUUGUGAUUCCCCUGAUGUAAAAUAUAAAACAUAUGAGAAAAGGUAUCUUCCAGGAAGAUGUUUUGGCCCGUAUUCCUUUAUAAAUGUUCCGUUGGGUAAAGAAGAAAUGGAUGAUGUUGGACAUAGCCGAAGGAAUAUGGUUGAGGUGGCUUUAGUGAUGAAGAUAGUGGACAACUUGUAUAAAGGUUGGGGUGGCUCCAGGAAGAAACUCAGCAUUGGUGUUAUAUCACCUUAUGCUGCACAAGUUUUGGCUAUAAAAGGUAAACUUGGGCGGAGGUAUGAUAACCUUGAGGGUUUUGAAGUUAAGGUGAAGUCAGUAGAUGGAUUUCAGGGAGGGGAGGAAGAUAUCAUUAUAAUAUCUACGGUGAGAUCUAAUUUAGGCGGAUCAAUUGGUUUCUUGUCUAGUCUUCAAAGGGCUAAUGUUGCUUUGACCAGGGCUCGGCACUGUCUAUGGAUUCUUGGCAAUGAGCCAACAUUACUUAAUAGCAACUCUGUGUGGGAAGCAUUAGUUCUGGACGCCAAGGAACGUCAAUGCUUCUUUCAUGCUGAUGAAGACAAUGACAUGAGGACAACAAUUUUAGAUGUUAAGAAACAAUAUGAUCAGCUGGAUGAUUUACUUAAUGCAGACAGUAUUUUGUUCAAAUCUCAACGAUGGAAGGUACUCUUCAGUGACAAUUUUAGAAAGUCAUUUGUAAAGUUAACAUCCUCCCGGUUGAGGAAGUCUGUGAUAAGUCUUCUGGUUAAGCUGGCCAGUGGAUGGCGUCCCAAGAGAAAGAAUGUGGAUUCAAUUUCUGAGAGCUCAUCUCAAAUUGUACAACAAUUUAAGGUUGAAGGGCGGUAUGCUGUUUGCUCUAUUGAUAUUCAGAAAUACUCCACCUAUACUCAAGUGCUGAAGGUUUGGGAUGUAUUACCCUUGGAGGAGGUUGCAAAGUUGUUGAAACGUCUUGAUAACAUAUUUUCAAUGUACACUGAUGAAUUCAUUAAGCUUUGCAAGGAGAAGUAUCUUGAGGGGGACUUGGAAGUUCCGAAGAUUUGGAUGCUUUGUCGUGAGAUAAGUCAGUAUAAAAGCAUUUCUAGUGAGAGCCAAUUGAAUCAUGAAUCAACUGGUGCGGAAGAUGGUAGAAAUUGUGUUGAACAUUCAAGAGUCAGCGAAAGCUUGUUAUUGAUGAAGUUUUACUCAUUAUCAUCUGGUGUUGUCAAUCAUUUGCUCUUUGAUCACCAUGGUGAAGCAUUAGAUCUCCCUUUUGAAGUUACUAAUGAAGAGAGGGAGAUAAUCCAAUUUAGUAGAAGCAGUUUCAUCCUUGGUCGCUCAGGCACGGGGAAAACCACAGUUUUGACCAUGAAAUUAUUGCAGAAGGAGCAACAACAUCACAGUUCUGUUGAAGGAUUAAAUAAAGCAGGGAAGCAAGAAGUAAAUCGAUUUGAAGGGGAAGCAGAUGAGGAUAAUCAAUGUGUAGGAGAGGCUAGCAGUGAAACCCUGCGUCAACUUUUCGUGACUGUUAGUCCGAAACUUUGUUAUGCUGUCAAACAGCAGAUUUCUCAGUUGAAAAGCUUUGCUUGUGGUGGAAGUUUCUCAGCAGAAAACAGCUUGCUUGAAAUUGAUGAUUUGGAUGGGACGACACAGUUUAGAGAUUUACCGAACUCUUUUAUUGGCAUUCCUUACAUGAAAUACCCUCUUGUGAUCACAUUUCACAAGUUCUUAUUGAUGCUUGAUGGAACAAUAGGUUCUUCCUACUUUGAUAGGUUCCAUUUGAAGUGGGACCUGUUUGAAGACAGAAGUUUGAGGUCAGCUGCUUUAAGAUCCUUCAUAAGAGAGAAGGAGGUCAACUACGAAUGCUUCUGUAGCUCGUAUUGGCCUCACUUCAAUACUGUGUUGACGAAAAAUCUUGAUCAUUCAAGGGUGUUUACUGAAAUUCUUUCUCAUAUAAAAGGAGGAUUAAAAUCAGGAGAUUUUCAUGAUGGGAAACUCAGCAAAGAGGAUUAUAUUUCAAUGUCCGAACAUCGAGUCUCUUCGAUAAGUGCAGAAAAAAGAGAUAGAAUAUAUGGUAUUUUUCAGGAUUAUGAAAAGAUGAAGAUGGAGCGUGCUGAAUAUGAUAUAGCUGAUUUGGUUAAUGAUCUUCAUAGUCGGCUAAAGUAUCAGCAUCUCGAUGGUGACAAAGUAGAUUUUGUGUAUAUUGAUGAAGUUCAAGAUCUCACAAUGAGACAGAUAGCGUUGUUCAAAUAUAUUUGUAGAAAUGUCGAAGAAGGAUUUGUUUUCUCUGGUGAUACAGCACAAACAAUUGCUAGGGGGAUAGAUUUCAGGUUUGAAGACAUUAGGAAUCUAUUCUAUACCGAGUUUGUCAUGGAUUCAAAGGGUGAUGAAGUUUCCCAUAGAAAAGACAAGGGACAUUUAUCACCUGUUUUUCAGUUGCUUCAGAACUUCCGGACACAUGCCGGUGUACUCAAACUAGCACAGAGUGUAGUUGAUUUGCUUUGCCAUUAUUUCCCUCACUCUGUUGAUUUCUUGAAACCUGAAACAAGUCUUAUUUAUGGUGAGGCUCCGGUAUUGUUGAAGCCCGGAGCUGAUGAAAAUGCAAUUCUAACUAUUUUUGGGAAUACUGGACGUAUUGGAGAAAAAAUGAUAGGUUUUGGUGCAGAGCAGGUAAUCUUAGUGCGGGAUGAAUCUGCGAAGAAGGAAAUCUCCGGUUAUAUUGGAAGGCAAGCACUUAUUUUGACUAUUGUUGAAUGCAAGGGUUUGGAAUUUCAGGAUGUACUGCUGUACAAUUUUUUCGGGUCAUCGCCACUUAGAAAUCAGUGGAGAGUGGUAUAUGAGUUUAUGAAAGGAAAAGUUGUAGUAGAUAUAUCCUGCCCAAAUUUCUGUGAAGAACGACAUUGUCUAUUGUGUUCUGAACUAAAACAGCUUUAUGUUGCUAUCACUCGAACAAGACAAAGGUUAUGGAUUUGUGAGAGUGUUGAAGAAUUUUCCAAGCCUAUGUUUGACUACUGGAGAGGAUUGUGUCUAGUGGAAACAAGGGAGAUAAAUGAUUCACUUGCACAAGCAAUGCAAACUUCUAGCACCCCGGAGGAGUGGAAGUCGAGGGGAGUGAAGCUCUUUUGGGAAAAGAAUUAUGAGAUGGCAAUCAUGUGCUUUGAAAAAGCAGGAGAAAGGAAUUGGGAGAAAAGGGCAAAGGCAGCUGGAUUCAGGGCAGCUGCUGAGAGAAUUCAUGAUUCAAAUUCCAAAGAGUCUUCCACCUACCUACGUCAAGCGGCUGAAAUUUUUGACUCGAUUGGGAGGUUUGAGGCAGCAGCAGAAUGUUUUUAUGAUUUGAGGGAGUAUGAACGGGCAGGACAAAUUUAUUUGGAGAAGUGUGGAAAACCUGAGCUGAUUAAAGCCGCUGAGUGUUUUACACUGGCUGGAUGCUAUGAGCAGGCUGCCAGAGUUUAUGCAAAAGGCAGUCAUUUCUCAGAGUGCUUAUCAGUUUGCACCAAAGGAAAGUGUUUUGACUUGGGUUUGCAAUAUGUUGAGUACUGGAAACACGAUGCUGCUCAGUGUAGUACAGUGGGGGAAAGAGAGACUGAAAUUGACAAAAUGGAAGAGGAGUUCCUGAGCAAUUGCGGGUUACAUUAUUUUGAGCUCAACGACCGAGUUUCCAUGAUGAGAUUUGUGAAAGCAUUCCCUAGAAUUGACAUGAAACGCAAUUUGUUGAAGUCUUUGGGGUGCCUUGAUGAGUUGCUGUUGUUAGAAGAAGAGUUAGGGAACUUCACUGAAGCUGCAGAAAUUGCCCGGCUGGAAGGGAAUAUUCUUCGUGAAGCGGAUAUAACAGCAAAGGAUGGGGAUUUUGGCAAGGCAUCAUCACUUGUUCUUCUUUAUGUUCUCUCUAACUCUCUGUGGAUCUCAGGAGGUAAAGGUUGGCCUUUGAAGUCAUUUUCAGAAAAAAAGGAACUUUUGGAAAAGGCCAUGUCGUUUGCGAUGCAUGGAUCCAAUUCUGAAACCACGUGCACCGUGAUUAAAGUUUUAUCAAACGAGUCAAGUGAUUGGUCUGGCUUGAAGCACGGUUAUGUCGCGUCUCAGAAAUGUAACAGUCCAAUCGGUGAAAUUUUGAGUUGUAGAAAAAUAUUGGAUGUUCAUUGUGAAACUAACGUGGCAAAGUAUAUUUGGGAUGAUAAUUUAUCAGCCAAUGUGAUGAGUUCAGAAGAAUUGGUUUUAUGCAGCCAAGUCAGUGUAAGGACACUGCUUCACUUUUGGAAUUUGUGGAAGAAGACUAUCUUUGAUCUAAUAGAAUCUCUCCAGGGCCUUGAGAUUGAAAACUUCGGAAAGUAUAACAUCUUAUGUAAUUUCUGCGUAAAUUACUUUGGUGCUAGGCAGCAAUUGAAUGAUCUUAAUGUUACAUAUGCACUGUUGCAUCCUGCUGCUGAAUGGGUGAAAAAAAUUCACCAAAGCUUCAUCCGACGGAGCAAAAAGAUUGUAUUUGUUGAUGCUCGGCAUUUUAUUUAUGCUGCUCGACAACACUGGCAUACCGAAUUACUUAUUGUUGGCUUGAAGGUUCUGGAUACUCUCGAGUCCAUCUAUAAGUCGGCUGCAACUUCAAUGUCUCAUUUCCGGCAAAGCAUGUGCCUUCUAAACAUAUAUGAGAUUGCUAAAUUUUUAAGUGAGUCCAAGGAGCUUGAUUCUAAGAGUUCUCAGUGGAGACUACGGAAUUUCUUGACACUGUCAACAAAAUACUUUGAGAUAGCCUUCCCCCUUGACCCCCGACAAUCGUUGAUGGAGAAUAUCAUUUCUCUAAGGAGAACCGAGCUUUCCCGUGACUUGUUGCAAGAAUUCAUCCAUCAAGAUGUUAACUUCAGAGGUCCUUUGAGCUAUGGACAGAUUGGAAGAGUGAUGAUCAUAUGGCUGGCCUCCGGAAAACUAUCUGAAGAUUUGUACAAGAAAAUUGUUGGAAGAGUUCCAACAGAAUCAUGGAAAUCAUUCAUGGAAAUUCUCAGCUGCAUUAGAGCGACAAAAAUGGAAGAAUAUCAAUCAGGCAAUGCUUGUGGAGGCAAAAUUUCCGAGUCUCGUUUAGCUAAAGAUAUUGUUCCAAGUGAAGCUAUGGAGGUUACAUUAGUUGAGAAAUUUUAUGAAGCAUUACAAGAUACCUAUAUUGUGAACUGGAGCAGACUAAGUGACUAUAUCUCCCCUGGUUGUUUCUUGUAUCUUGUUGAGCGCUUUUUGAUUUUGGUGUCACAGUCUAAAGGGUUCUUUUUCACUACAAAAUCAUCAUUGGUGGAAUGGCUGAUUUCCGAGAAGUCUGAGGUCCUACACACUUCCAAGGUUGCUAUUAUUAACCAACAGUCUUUGGAAAAGUUUUAUCAGUCUGUUCUUACGAUGGUACAACAAUUCCUUUUCAAUAAAGGCAAUACAGCUCUUUGGAUUACACGAUCGGGGAUAAAUUUUGAGGCAUACUAUAAGCUAUUGGUUAUGAGAUUGGUUGUUGUCCUAUGUUUGCUGUGUGUGAACAGUGGGAAAUACUAUGAUGUUCUUUCCUUUGUGCUCAGAAACAACGAUGUUAGGAACCAGCUUCCAAAGUAUUUCUAUGGCAUUCUUUUUCCAUGUUUGAAGCGGAGGUACUUCCAGAUCAGUGAAAUCGGGGAAGCAUUUCAAAUUGCUGGAGAUCCUCUUUUGUGUGUUAACCUGCGUGAGAAUACCACCAGAAAGCUUCCUAAUGUCAUUCAUGUGCAGUUGGGAACAAACUGCAAUAUAGAAGACAUUUUUGACUUGCUGUUUCCGGCUAGAAAUGAGUCACAAGCUCCUAAUUCCACAGUUUCGGAAGUCAUGACUAAUCCGGAUGCUACUUCUUCCUCGGAUUGUUCUGACCAACCAAAGAUUUUGACAGUGCCAUGUUCUGAAGUCUCUCCUCCGUCGGAGCAGAAUCUGCAACAAGUGAAUUGGGACUUGUUUCAAGAAGUAUCUGAUUUUUUGAAGCUUAUUGGCAGUGAAAACAAUGGAACUACCUCGACUGUCGCUCAGAAGAUGAAGGAGGAAAUAAAUAUGCACAUAAAGUUCUUGACUGCUGCCAUUACUCUGCCUGAGCUGAAGAAGCCUGACGCUGGUGAGGACAUGGCUGAGGAAAUGCAACGUAUGCUUCAAGAGCUGCAACAGCUCCAUUCAUUUUUGGAUACGAGCAACUUGGAAGUAGCAAAAGCUGAACAACUAUUGAAGAGUUUGCUGUCAAGAAAGCCCAAUAUUGAAGCUUUAUUGAGUCAAUGCAUUGUACCAACAACAUUGAAGGAUUCAUGUGAGGAACAAGGUAAUACAGUGUGUGUUGAAGAUGAAGAGAUAGAGUCACCGUCUAUCGCGGCCUAUUCUGAAAGCAGUAACAAGGCCACUGAAAAGAAGCAGCCAAAGGGGAAGGCCAAGGCCAAGUCCAAAAAAUCUAGAAAGGGAAAAGGAAAAAAGUAG
This is a messenger RNA of Solanum verrucosum, 8434 nucleotides long. RefSeq lists its product as uncharacterized. Gene Ontology annotation, molecular function: protein binding; helicase activity; ATP binding. Lineage: Eukaryota; Viridiplantae; Streptophyta; Magnoliopsida; Solanales; Solanaceae. The record is from RefSeq and is a predicted model, not a curated record. The transcript has 14 exons. Bases 26 to 8434 code for a protein of 2802 amino acids.